AUGGCUGCCAGUCAUACGAUAGGCAACAUGCAGCCGUUUGACGAAGCCACAGAAACAUUCACUUGUUACGUUGAACGGUUAGAGCUAUUCUUUGAUGCUAACAACAUAAAUGAAGACAAAAAGACAGCCUCGCUACUUAGUUUAAUCGGUCCCAAAACCUACAAUCUGUUACGAGGUCUGACCUCACCCAGAAAACCCAAGGACAAAACAUACCAAGAGAUCAUAGAAAUUCUUGAGGGUCAUUUAUCACCACCCCCGCUCGAAAUUGGAGAGCGUUACAAAUUCCACCAAAGAAAUCAAGUGCUUGGCGAAGAUAUCAACGCAUUUGUGGCCUCAUUGAAACAAAUGACUGAACAUUGUAAUUUUGGGGAAUUUCUUCCCCAGGCCCUCCGCGAUCGAUUUGGUUGUGGUUUAGCAAAUGAAUCUAUUUCUAAGAAAUUGCUGUGCGAGCGUGAUUUAACCCUAGAAAAAGCAGUCACCAUCGCCAAAGCAAUGGAACAGGCCGGGAAAGGUGCCAAUGCAUCCCACCAAGCACACACCAAGCCCAGACCCCCGAAUCUGCCCGGCCACAUCAGUCCCGCGUUUUCAAAAUGGAGCAAAUCCCACAGACACGCGCGCAGGGACUGUAAGUUCUACAAUGCCAUUUGCCGCAUAUGCAACAAGCGCGGGCAUAUUUCUGAUAUCUGCAUGUCCAGUACCAAUCGCAAAAAGAGCACCCCAAGCAAGAACAAACCCACCCACUGUGUAGAGCAGGAAAUCUCAGAGGGGGAGGAAGAUGAGAUCCAGUGCUUACACAUUUUCAAAUGUGAUACAACCAGUCCCCCUAUUCUAGUACAAGUCAGCGUUGAAGGGUCCCCGGUUAGCAUGGAACUGGACACGGGUUCGUCAGUGUCAAUCAUCCCGCGCAAUGUUUAUGAGAGUACAUGCAAACACCUAGAGCUCAAACCCGCUAAAGUAAAGCUUCGCACAGUUGCACUCUUUGGUCGCUCUUGGCUGCGCCUAUUCAAACUCGAGUGGCCAUCAAUCAAGUUGGUUCAAGGCAAGAACACUGCACUGUCAGACCUCACAGAGAAGUAUCAAGAUGUUUUCAGCGACGAACUAGGCUGUCUCAAGGGAUAUGCUGCGCAGCUACACGUCCGUGAUGUGGCAACUCCAGUACACCAAAAGCACCGCACAGUUCCUUUUGCCAUCCGGCACCAGGUGGAAACAGAACUAGAGAACUUAGAAAAACAGGGGAUAAUCUCUCCUAUCACCAAUAGCGAAUGGGCAACACCUGUUGUCCCGCUGGUGAAGAAAUCUGGUGGUAUACGCCUAUGCGGGGAUUUCAAGGUCACGUUAAACCCUGAGCUAGUGGCCGACUCCUAUCCCCUUCCAACCCUAGAUGAUCUGCAAGAAAAAAUGAACGGUGGGUCUUUCUUUUCUAAGUUAGACCUUACCAAAGCAUACUCCCAGAUACCACUCGACGACUCUGCUAAACAGUUCACAACCCUGACCACUCACAAAGGAUUGUACGCCUACAAUCGACUUCCAUUUGGCGUAGCGUCCUCAGCGGCGAUUUUCCAGCAACAGAUGGACAGAAUUUUCAAGGACCUUCCACAAGUACUGUGUUACCAAGACGACAUCCUGGUGACAGGAAGAGACAGCGAAGAACACCUUUCAAACCUGGAAGAAGUUUUGCGACGCCUACACGCCAACGGUCUCACAGCACAACGAGAGAAGUGCGAAUUCAUGCAGCCAUCGCUAAAAUACCUCGGCCACGUCAUCGACAAAGACCACUCCACCCCACGAGUGACAAGGUAG
Nematostella vectensis (starlet sea anemone) is the source of this 1800-nucleotide messenger RNA. RefSeq lists its product as uncharacterized. The transcript has 2 exons. Lineage: Eukaryota; Metazoa; Cnidaria; Anthozoa; Actiniaria; Edwardsiidae. The record is from RefSeq and is a predicted model, not a curated record. The coding region runs from base 1 to 1800 and encodes 599 amino acids.